UUUUUUCUUGAAAACCCAGACAAGUGACUGCUUUUCCAGGGAAAAAGGAACUUCGAUUCCCUUCUCGCUGUCCUUUUUUCGAGACUGACAACCUCCACCCACUCCUUUCCCGACCCCGCCUCCACCCGCAGGUUCCUCCCAGUCACCUUUCCUCACCGCCUCCCCCCCCCCCCCCAGCACCUAGCCAGCCGCCCGCAAACUUCCACCUGGCUGUGCGGGCGCUCGGGACCUGCGAGCACUAGGACUUUUAACACUCGCCCGGGCCGCAGGGAGCGGAGGAGGGCCACAGCGAAGGCGGGGGCUGCAGCCACCCGCCAGGGAGCCCAGGUGCUAGGCUUCUCAAAGGGCCACAGCAACGAUGACAGCUGACAAGGAGAAGAAAAGGAGUAGCUUGGAGAGGAGGAAGGAGAAGUCCCGAGAUGCUGCAAGGUGCCGGCGGAGCAAGGAGACAGAGGUGUUCUAUGAGCUGGCCCACGAGCUGCCCCUGCCCCACAGCGUGAGCUCUCAUCUGGACAAGGCCUCCAUCAUGCGGCUGGCUAUCAGCUUCCUGCGCACACAGAAGCUCCUGUCCUCAGUUUGCUCCGAAAAUGAGUCUGAAGUGGAAGCUGACCAACAGAUGGAUAACUUGUACCUGAAAGCCUUGGAGGGGUUCAUUGCUGUGGUAACCCAGGAUGGCGACAUGAUCUUCCUGUCAGAAAACAUCAGCAAGUUCAUGGGACUCACACAGGUGGAGCUCACAGGACACAGUAUCUUUGACUUCACGCAUCCCUGUGACCAUGAGGAGAUCCGUGAAAACCUCAGUCUCAAAAAUGGCUCUGGUUUUGGGAAGAAAAGCAAAGACAUGUCCACAGAGCGGGACUUCUUCAUGAGGAUGAAGUGCACGGUCACCAACAGAGGCCGAACUGUCAACCUCAAGUCAGCCACCUGGAAGGUCUUGCACUGCACCGGCCAGGUGAAAGUCUAUGACAACUGCCCUCCUCACAGCAACCUCUGCAGCUACAAGGAGCCUCUGCUCUCCUGCCUCAUCAUCAUGUGUGAACCCAUCCAGCAUCCGUCCCACAUGGACAUCCCCCUGGACAGCAAGACCUUCCUGAGCCGCCACAGCAUGGACAUGAAGUUCACCUACUGUGACGACAGAAUCACAGAACUGAUUGGUUACCAUCCUGAGGAGCUUCUCGGCCGCUCAGCCUAUGAAUUCUACCAUGCACUGGACUCAGAACACAUGACCAAAAGUCACCAGAACUUGUGCACCAAGGGCCAGGUGGUAAGCGGCCAAUACCGCAUGCUUGCCAAGCACGGGGGCUACGUGUGGCUAGAGACCCAGGGGACAGUCAUCUACAACCCUCGCAACCUGCAGCCACAGUGCGUCAUGUGCGUUAACUACGUCCUGAGUGAGAUUGAGAAGAACGACGUGGUAUUCUCCAUGGACCAGACGGAAUCCCUGUUCAAGCCCCACCUGAUGGCCAUGAAUAGCAUCUUCGACAGCGGUGGGGAGGUGGCUAUAUCUGAGAAGAGUAACUUCCUGUUCACGAAGCUGAAAGAGGAGCCUGAGGAGCUGGCCCAGCUGGCCCCCACCCCAGGAGAUGCCAUCAUUUCUCUGGAUUUCGGAUGUCAGAACUUUGAGGAGUCCUCAGCCUAUGGCAAGGCCAUCCUGCCCCCAAGCCAGCCAUGGGGAGCAGAGAUGAGGAGCCACAGCACCCAGAAGGAGGCUGGGGGCCUGCCUGCCUUCACUGUGCCCCAGGCGGCCACCCCAGGCAGCACCACCCCCAGUGCCACCAGCAACAGCAGCUGCUCCACGCCCAGCAGCCCUGGAGAUUACUACACAUCUCUGAACGAUGACCUGAAGAUUGAAGUGAUUGAAAAGCUCUUCGCCAUGGAUACAGAGGCCAAGGACCAGUGUAGCACCCAGACGGACUUCAAUGAGCUAGACUUGGAGACACUGGCGCCCUACAUCCCCAUGGAUGGGGAGGACUUCCAGCUGAGCCCCAUCUGCCCAGAGGAACAGCUCUUGCCGGACAGCACACAGCCCACCCCCCAGCACUGCUUCAGUACCAUGACAAACAUCUUCCAACCACUGGCCCCCAGGGCCUCACACAGUCCCUUCCUCCUGGACAAGUAUCAGCAGCAGCUGGGAAGCAAGAAGACAGAGCCUGAGCACCGGCCUAUGUCCUCCAUCUUCUUUGAUGCAGGAGGCAAGGCGUCCCUGCCACCGCCCCCAUGCUGUGGCCAAGCCAGCACCCCUCUCUCUUCCAUGGGGGGCAGAUCCAACACACAGUGGCCUCCGGAUCCACCAUUACAUUUUGGGCCCACAAAGUGGCCCAUUGGGGAUCAGCGCACAGAGUCCUUGGGAGCACCGCCAUUGGGGCCACCUGUCGCCGUGUCCCAUGUCUCGAUGUUCAAGACGAGGUCUGCAAAGGGCUAUGGGUCUCGGGGCCCAGACGUGAUGAGCCCAGCCAUGGUAGCCCUCUCCAACAAGCUGAAGCUGAAGCGACAGCUGGAGUAUGAGGAGCAAGCCUUCCAGGACAUGAGCGGGGGGGAUCCACCAGGUAGCCGCGCUUCACAUCUGAUGUGGAAACGGAUGAAGAACUUCAGGGGCGGGAGCUGCCCUUUGAUGCCUGACAAGACACUGAAUGCAAACGUCCCCAAUGAUGAGUUUACCCAAAAUCCCAUGCAUGGCUUGGGCCAGACUCUAAGACACCUGCCACCGCCACAGCCGCCGUCUACCAUGACUCCCAGCGAGACUGCCAAGAGUGGGUUCCCCUUGCAGUGCUGUGCCGCCUACCAGGACUAUGGCCUGCCUUCAGCUCACAAGGCAUCAGGUAUAGCAAGCCGGCUGCUCGGGCCCUCAUUUGAACCCUACCUGCUGCCUGAACUGACCAGAUAUGACUGUGAGGUGAACGUGCCCGUGCCAGGAAGCUCCACGCUCCUGCAAGGUGGGGACCUCCUCAGAGCCCUGGACCAGGCCACCUGAGCCAGGCCCUCCUGCCCGGCAGCACCCUGCCGAUGCCGUCCCACCAGCUUCACCUCUCCGGCUGUAUUUGCAACUAGGUAUUUCUACCGCCAGCACACUUUUUACAGGAUGGACUUAACCUGGCAGACUUGCCGAGGUCACCAAGCAGUGGCCUUUUUUCUGAGAUGCUCACUUUAUCUAUAUUUUUAAAAUACACAAUUGUUUUACCUGCUCUGUCAAUGAAAAUGUUCUUAAAUUUUAUAAGAUUUUUUCUCCCUCUCUUCAAUUACUUCUAAUUUAUAUUAUCCAUAGGUUCCCUCUCUCUUUCUCCUCUCCCCCUGCCCCAUCUCCCACCCUUCUCCCCACACAAAAAAUUCAUACUAACAAGUUUGGUGUAUGUUUGUUCUCCUGCAGGAAAAGCUUUGGCUUCGUUUAAUCAAAAAGAUUCUUUGUUGUUGUUGCCAAAGAGAAACAAAAUGAUUUUGCUUUCCAAACUUGAUUUGUGGCUUUUCCCUCUCAAAGCCCUUCUCCUUCCUUUUUUAAGAGAAAUCACCAUUUUUUUUUUUUUUUUUUUUAAGCUGACUCUUUGCUCUAAUUUUGAUAUGACUUCUGGAGAAAAAGAAAUGUGAAGGGUAAACUCCAACGUCUGUGGUUAUCUGUGAAAGUUGCACAGCGUGGCAUUUCCUAAACUGUUUGGUGUUUCUUCCCAUUUGGUGGAUUUUUUAUUAUUAUUAUUCAAAAACAUAGCUGAGUUUUUUAAGAAGAAAAUUUAUAUCUGGGUUAAGUGUUUAUCGUAUAUAUGGGUACUUUGUAAUAUCUAGAAACGGAAAUGGAAUCUUGCUCACAAAAUCACUUUACUAUCUUAAGCUAUUGAUUUUAUUUUUCUUGGUGGUUGCUGACACUGCAGAAUUGUACAGUCCUCCCGAGGGCCUGUACUAACACUGCUAAAGGUCUGUGUCUCUCCUGGCUUUUUGCUUCUGUGAUAUGCCACGGUGUGGCAAACAAUCCAAGAUGUGGAAUCAUUAAGUGGGAGCAUUGCGUGCUAUGGCCUCGUGUUCUCUAUGUACCAUAUAUGUAUGUAUUAUUAUUAUUGCUGCCGGAGGGUCUGAUGGCACGGCGUAGGGGUGGGGGUGGGGAGAAUACGGAGGGAGGGGAAGUGCUCUAACUUUUCUUAAGGUUUUGUUGCUAGCCCUUCAAGUGCACUGAGCUAUGUGACUCUAAUGGUCUUUCAUGCAGCACAUUUGAAUAUUUCCUGAACUACCAUGAAAUGGUUUAGAUAGGAAGGCAAGCGAGGAUUCAGCCAUGGUGUAGUAACCCUGUCUACGUCCUCUCAGCUCAUGACCUCAGAGCAUGUGGAGCUGGACUGAGGAAGGGCCCAUGAAGAGGGGACAGCUGGGCCAGACCAUCCCUAGCCCAGCAGCCAAAUGGCCCUGCAAGCCAAGGUGCAGCGCCCCCUGCUGGCGAGUGGCAGGCAGAUUCCGCCCCCCCCCUCCGCCCCCCAGCCUCAGGGUCACAGGAGGUGUGAUACUACAGGUAGAAAGCACUGACAACAGAGUGUUCCCAGAGCACUCUGGAACUCACUGGGUAAAGAGGGACAACACCUUUGGUUUUUAAAUACCAAUGAUGUGGAACUUUUCUGUCGUGGGCACAACAAAGCUUUUAAACACACACAGCACAUCAGGCUAAGAAUUUGGUAAGCCCGAUAGAUUUUAUUGCCAAAAAAACAAAAAUUGACUUUCAAAAGAAACAAGUUAUAUGAGAAAAAUUACUUAGUCACGAUGCUGCCUAAAUCAUAUUUUAGCGUUGCCCAAUGCAGGGCAGCAGCAGGACUUGCAGGGUUACUGACAUGUAAACGCUAGUAUUUGAUUCCCUGUGUGUGUUGCCCAGGCAUGAAGGGCAUUUUACCCUUGCAGUUUUACUAAAAUACUCUGAAAAAUAUUCCAGGCUUCAUAUUAACCUUACCUGUCAAUGUAAUGAUUUCAUGAACAUUAUUAUAUUGUUGAAUUCCUACUGACAACAUUAUAACUAUAUGGGAGCUUAACUUUAUAAGGAAAUGUAUUUUGACACUGAUAUCUUAUUAAAGUAUUCUGAUCCUA
Nycticebus coucang (slow loris) is the source of this 5046-nucleotide messenger RNA. RefSeq names its product endothelial PAS domain protein 1 (gene EPAS1). The coding region runs from base 359 to 2971 and encodes 870 amino acids. Gene Ontology annotation, molecular function: DNA-binding transcription factor activity, RNA polymerase II-specific; RNA polymerase II transcription regulatory region sequence-specific DNA binding; protein dimerization activity. Gene Ontology annotation, biological process: cellular response to hypoxia; regulation of transcription by RNA polymerase II. The transcript has 16 exons. Gene Ontology annotation, cellular component: transcription regulator complex; nucleus; cytoplasm. Lineage: Eukaryota; Metazoa; Chordata; Mammalia; Primates; Lorisidae. The record is from RefSeq and is a predicted model, not a curated record.